Macadamia integrifolia is the source of this 3314-nucleotide messenger RNA. RefSeq names its product MMS19 nucleotide excision repair protein homolog. The transcript has 15 exons. The coding region runs from base 79 to 3000 and encodes 973 amino acids. The record is from RefSeq and is a predicted model, not a curated record. Lineage: Eukaryota; Viridiplantae; Streptophyta; Magnoliopsida; Proteales; Proteaceae. Gene Ontology annotation, biological process: iron-sulfur cluster assembly. Gene Ontology annotation, cellular component: cytosolic [4Fe-4S] assembly targeting complex.
GUUUGCUAUGUGCAGGGUGAUGACCUUAUUUAUAGUAUAUGUGAAGCAAUUGAUGGAGAGAAGGAUCCUAGAUGUUUAAUGCUCACUUUUCAUCUUGUGGAAAUUCUUGCACAAGUAUUUCCAGAUCCCUCUGGUCCGCUAGCAACUUAUGCUGAAGAAAUUUUUGAGAUUUUGAGUUCUUACUUUCCCAUCCAUUUCACACAUCCGAAAAGUGAUGAUCUCUAUGUUAAAAGGGAUGAUCUUUCAAGGGCGCUAAUGCUUGCAUUCUCUUCAACUCCGUUUUAUGAGCCUUUUGCUAUCCCAUUGCUUCUUGAAAAGCUAUCUUCAUCUCUGCCAUCAGCAAAAGUUGAUUCUUUGAAGUAUCUCAGCUAUUCUGCAACAAAGUAUGGUGUGGAUAGAAUGGAAAAACAUAGUGGAGCUAUUUGGUUGUCUUUAAAGGAUACAAUUUUUUUGUCGUCAACAGAAAAUGUUUUAUCGUUGGCAUCAGACUCUUCCAAUGCUAUGGGGCUCCAGGAGAAUGAAGUUGUAAAAGAGGGUCUAAUCUGUUUAUAUCAUGUUAUUUCGCAAAAUGCUAGUUUAUUUAUAAAUUUGAUUGUUGAAGAUGAAGCUGUUGAGAUGAUUUUCAGGUCUCUCACAAGUUGUAGAAGUUAUAAUAGUAUUACUGUAGAAAACAGGAAGAAACUACAUGCCCUUGGACGCAUUAUAUCUGUUUCAGCAAAAGUCUCAAGUUAUUCCUGUAGUAGGAUUUUCCAAAGUUUCUUUGUCCGUUUGAUGGACGUCCUUGGACUUUCAUCGGAUGGAAGUUGUUUUCUUUCUGAAGAAUUGAAUUCUGGGGCUCUUUAUCUCUGCAUUGAACUGCUUGCUGCAUGCCAGAAUUUGGUUUUAGACUCUGAAGAACCUGCUCUAGAAUCUUUUUCAGUGGAAGACACUUGGUGCAACUUGCUUCGAAAAUUUUCUGCUCCUCUGACUGAUGCUCUCAGUUCUAUUUUGGUGUCAAGUAUGGAUCAAGGUGUCUGUGAGGAUAUUUAUUCUGGAGUGAAGGGUUUGCAGUAUCUGGCAACAUUUCCAGCAUUCUUUCCAAUAUUGAAACCAGUAUAUGAGAAUAUCUUGGCAAUCUUUAUGUCAAUUAUAACUUCUGGUCGUGAAAGUACAUUGUUAUGGAAGCUGAGUUUGAAGGCAUUAGUGCAAAUUGGUAUCUUUAUUGAGAGAGAUUAUGAUUCUGUGAAGGCAUCGGGCUACAUGAACAUUGUCGUUGAAAAGUUUGUUAAGUUGAUUCACAGUGAUGAUUCUGUUAUGCCUUUUCGACUGAAACUGGAGGCAAUUACUGACAUUGGUGGUACAGGGAAGGAUGUUAUGCUCAGAAUAGCUCAGGGGAUGGAAGAAGCUAUAUCUACGAAUUUCUUUGAGGCCUGUGUCAAAGGAAAUUUGAAGUCAGUUGAGAUUUUAGUACCUCUGCUGGAGUGCUACUCCACUAAGGUGCUUCCUUGGUUCCAUAAAAGUGGGGAUUUUGAGAAAGUUGUGUCAAACUUUGCUAUCAAUAUUUGGAUUCGGAUAGAAAAUAUUAUGACUUCCAACAUUUGCUUUCGAGAAAAAGAGUUGCUUGAUGCAACAAUGAUGGCAAUGAAUCUGGCUGUUGGAAUUUGUUCAGAGGAAACUCAGGCCAUGAUAGUUCAAAAGGCAUAUGAUGUACUUUCCUUAGUGAUUUCUUUUUCACUGAAUGAGUCAUUCCCUCUGUCAGCUCCUGUAAAACAAGAACGGUUACAACCUUCUCAAGAUUUAUAUAGCUUUUCAAGUACAGACGAAUGGCUUAUUUCAUUAUUUGCAUCGGCAAUUAUGGCAGUUCGCCCUCAAACAGAAAUUCCAAAUGUACAAUUGAUAUUGAAGCUGUUCAUGUUUGCUCUUUUGAGAGGACUAGUUCCAGGAGCUCAGGCAUUGGGUUCUAUGAUUAACAAAUUUCCUGUAAAAUUAAACUCAUUGGAAGGCUCGAGUACCUGCACUUUGGAGGAUGCAAUGGAUAUUAUCUUUGAGACAAAUUUAUGGAGUUUGUCUACUAAAGGCCUUUUAAGAAAAUGCAGUACUGUGGAUAGAAACAAGGUGGGCAUUGCUAAUUUAUUUCUUAACACUCAUGAGAAUGUGAAUGUUCAAACCCAAGCUAUUGUUGGACUGGCAUGGAUAGGAAAAGGUUUGCUUAUGCGAGGGCAUGAAAAAGUGAAAGAGAUCACAAUGCUUUUCUUGGGAUGCUUGCUGUCAAGUGGUGAAAUUGGGAUCUUGCCUGUUGAGAAAGAUUCUUUGGGAGAUUGUAAUGGCCAGGAUAUAGAUCCUGUUGUGAUGAAAUCGGCAGCUGAUGCGUUCCAUGUCCUUCUGGGUGAUUCUGAAGUUUGUCUAAAUAAAAGGUGUCAUGCAACCAUACGACCUCUCUAUAAACAACAUUUCUUUUCUAUCAUGACACCCAUUCUGCUCUCUUCAAUAGCCGAAUCUGAUUGUUCAACUUCCAGACAUAUGCUAUAUCGAGCUUUUGCGCAUUUGAUUUCUGGUACUCCAGUUGUUGCUGUUGUAGCUGAAGCGAAGAAGCUUAUUGAUGUCAUAUUGGCAGCCCUAUCCAUGUUGAGUGUGGAUGUUCUGGAUAAAGAUCUGGUCUAUAGCCUCUUACUGACCCUAUCUGCAAUCUUAACAGAUGAAAAUGAACGAGAUGCUGUUUCAGAGAAUGCUCAUAUAAUCAUCGAUCGCCUCAUUGGACUUGCCUCCUACUCCCACAUGAUGCUUGUUCGAGAGACAGCAAUUCAAUGUCUUGUUGCUUUAUCUGGGCUCCCCUAUGUGAGGAUUUAUCCAAGGAGAACACAGGUGUAUCGGUUUGCUUUUCUCAUUUACAACAGGCGGCACUUAUUGGUGUUACGAGCGAUUUUAAAGGCUCUUGAUGAUCCGAAGAGGAUAGUUCGUCAAGAAGCAGUUCGAUGUCGUCAAGCUUGGGCAUCAAUUGCAUUCAGGAAUCUUCAUUUUUGAGAGGCAUGACAAAGAGCUAAAACUUGCUGAGAAUGCUCAUCUUUCCAACACAGUUUUCCUCCAAAAGGUUUCCACGUGAAGCUCAUUCUUUGUAUUUAUUUUCAUUUUAUAAUACCGUUGGAAAUUUCAACAGAAUGGAACUAUCCAUGUGGAUUUGAAGUGAUUACACCUUAUCUUCCUGUUGUGGACAAAGUAUGGUUUCCUGAAUAGAAAAACCUGCUAGCUAACAUGUUUUUCUCCCGAGAAUAUUCAUCUCGACUGUUACAUUUUUCAGUUUCUAUGUUUAUUAAAAUAAGAUCAAGAAUUUUUUUUUC